GUGAGUUUGUUUGCAAAAAUUAAACUCUCUGUCAAGUCAAUCUCGCAGCUUCGACAAGUACAUGCCGUUACUUCAGCACACCUGCAGACCCUGCAAUAUCUCGACAAAAUAAUCAGGAAAUGAAGAUACUUAUUGUUCAACUGCUUAUCACCAUGACAAUAUGUUGUGAGGCGUUCUAUCAGCCUUUUAAACACGGUAAAAUGAAGAGAAUCGAACCCAAUACUCUAGAAGAACUGAAAACAGCACUUUGUACCAAGGAUAAGGAUGGAAAAUGUGAUGACGAGCCGAGGAAAAUAAUAAUCAAGAAGAUAUUUGACUUUACAGAUUCAGAGGGUUACAAAACCGAACUCGGAUGUUUCCACCUGUCUGAACCACUCAAGUGCAAAGUGUACGGACAACUGAAACUGAAUAUAAAUGAGCAGUGUAACGGCCUAGAACCAACAGACGUGACGUACAGUAUAGCAGGGAGAGUGGGACUGGACGUUGGCUCAAACAAGAUCAUCGAAGGCAGCAAGAAGGGGGGAUUGAUGGGGAAAGGACUGAUGAUGAUGAAUGUGAAAAAUGUGGAGAUCAGGAAACUUCGCAUUACAGAUAUAAAUCCCCGAGUUAUAUGGGGCGGAGACGCAAUAGACAUAAGGAAUAGCCAAAACAUCUUGAUCGAUGGAUGUUACAUCAAGAACAUCGGAAGACAAAUGAUGGUAACUCAUUUUGGAUCGAGUACAGGAAUCCUGGUAAGGAACACGGUGUUUGACGGAAACACACCUUUCUCUCCGUACUGCAAUGGCCGACACUACUGGCUAUGGCUGUUUCUGGGCGAGGCGGACCAGAUAGCCAUGCAGAACAAUGUGAUAUUCCACACCAACGGGAGAGGCCCGCAUCUACACGCUAAAAAAAAGUCCAUAUUACAUCUGAUACAGAACAUCUUCUACGAUAUAAAGAGUCCUGGGCUGCUGAUUGAGCAGGACGACCCAGAAACGAGCAUUCUCGCAGAAGGCAACAUCUUUUACGGCGUGGAAUACGUAGUGCGCCAAUGUUCCGGUCACAUUUUCUUCCCCAAAACUGCAAAAGAAGCUGAGCAAUGCAAAGCAGUAUUGGGUCGUGAAUGUCUUGUGAAUAAAGUGGAAGAUAGCAAGAACGCAGAUCCUACUAAUGAUUUAGUUGUGCUGGAAGACUUUCGGAAGAUUAAAAGCUCAAUGGUUUGUCCAAUCAAAAUGAAAAAUUCAAUAACCAAGCAAAUAAAAAUUCCUAAGGUUGUUAAGAAGCUGAUUGAAUAAAUAAUAAUCACAUAUGUAGUCUAUGUAAUUAAUCUUAACGUAAUUUGUUAACAUAUCAACACUUCAAACAAUUGGAUACAUAUAUAUAUCUUAAAAACCUCAGAGAAAAACAUAAUUUGUUUUGUUUUUAUCGUCCUUUCAAAAGCAGCAUAGAGCAUACUAUAAAAAAUAAAAAAUUACCAAAAUAAACAUUUAAAAAAAUAAUUCAGUGGUCAGUGGAAACAAACUGGUAUUGUAUACAAUUUGAAAACCCCCAACUCAAAUUGUAAAAUACUAGUAG
Macrosteles quadrilineatus (aster leafhopper) is the source of this 1554-nucleotide messenger RNA. RefSeq lists its product as uncharacterized. The coding region runs from base 120 to 1274 and encodes 384 amino acids. Gene Ontology annotation, molecular function: pectate lyase activity. The transcript has 2 exons. NCBI's taxonomy places the organism in Eukaryota, Metazoa, Arthropoda, Insecta, Hemiptera, Cicadellidae. The record is from RefSeq and is a predicted model, not a curated record.